AUGGGUUUCUUUUGGCCAACUCCAAAGUUCCUAUUUCUGUCCUUUCUGAUACUGAGCACUGGAGCCGUCUACCUGUACAUGUACGUCAGCGACAACGGAGUCGAACUGGCACCUGAAGAAAGAGUAAUUGGUGCCUUGACUACGGAAAAAGGUCCCAGCACCACCAGCCCAUCCUGGUCGACAAGCACCCUAUCUGCAAAUAGCCUUCAAAAUUCCCUUAGUGACAGUGACAACAUCCCACAUUUCAACCCUACCUCCACCUCUUCUCCCUGCACGUCCCAGUCCCUGGUUCAAGACAACUGGGACAGCUUCGCGGAAGCCGAGGAGGAACAGGCCCGCAGACUCGCCACGUUUAAGGCGUACUGUGAGAGGAACCCUUCAACGAUUAACUACGACUUCAUCGCCCACACGGACACGAUCGCCUCAGAUGUGCGACUUUUCCUGAAGAAGAACAACAUCACAGCGAAUGAAGACAUUCUGCCGGAACAGCGGCAGAGACACGUUAACGACGACAAUGUUUUCGGUGACAUCUACGGCCAAGUCCCGAUAGAAGACAUACUGCCUCUCCGGCACAUCUUCCAGGAGGACUUUGACAUGUUUGGAUACUCCUUCGAACAGGAUUUGGCAGAGAUACUAAAAGGAAAGACAAAGGCAAAGGGGUAGUCGAGAAAUCUUCUUCUUGGUUCUUGAACUGUUCUCCUCUGACAUGCUAGCAGAUAUAACAACUAAGACGCGCAAAUUCUGAAUUUCAAAGCGUUUCAACAACAUCUACGACUCAUUUAACACUUUGGAAGGCGAUUUGGCACAACUUGAAAAGGUGAAGAGACAGUCUAGGAAAUUUCGUCUGUAUGUAGUAGAUGCAGCAAACUUUCAAGUGUAGCUUAUGGUAUAGGAUUGUACUUGAACAGUGUAUUCUUGUCAUAUUGUCGUAUUGCCGACGAAUAUGUGGUGCACAGUUGCUCACAACACAAUUGGUGAGAGCCCGAUCACAAUGAUCGUACGGCAGACUUACGACACCAUUCUUACAACAAGUGUCAUACUCGUACUACAUUGUGUACGAAGGGAAAGAUUGACGUAGACCCUUGUCCGUUGUCAACUCUAUCAUAGCUCCGGCGCUCUGAAAAUCCUGCCACAAAAGAAUCAUGUGAUAUGACCGUUUAGUUAUGCUGAGGUCACAUUUCCAAACCGGGGCCC
Messenger RNA from Branchiostoma belcheri (Belcher's lancelet), 1194 nucleotides. RefSeq lists its product as uncharacterized. Lineage: Eukaryota; Metazoa; Chordata; Leptocardii; Amphioxiformes; Branchiostomatidae. The coding region runs from base 1 to 663 and encodes 220 amino acids. Gene Ontology annotation, cellular component: membrane. Gene Ontology annotation, molecular function: sulfotransferase activity. Gene Ontology annotation, biological process: carbohydrate biosynthetic process. The record is from RefSeq and is a predicted model, not a curated record. The transcript has 4 exons.